AUGUCUUCAGCUGAGAGGGUUUUCAACGUUGGAGUGUUCUUUGUUGUUUUCAGAGAAUGUUUAGAAGCAGUGGUUGUGGUUUCGGUGUUGUUGUCUUUCUUGAGACAGGCCAUUGGGAGCAAGGAUUGGGCCCUCUAUAAGAGGCUGAGGCUGCAGGUCUGGAUUGGUGUCGUGGCCGGGUUUAUCAUCUGUCUGGGAAUCGGCGGUGGGUUCAUCGGUGCGUACUACAGAUACAACAACGAUAUCUUUGGCUCGGCCGAAGACUUGUGGGAGGGUGUGUUCUGCAUGAUUGCGACGAUCAUGAUCAGUAUGAUGGGUAUCCCGAUGCUGAGGAUGAACAAGAUGCAGGCGAAAUGGAGAGUCAAGAUCGCACGUUCGCUGGUUGAAAAACCAAAGAGCAGAAGGGGCUACUUCAACAUUGGUUUCCUCGCCAGACGGUACGUCAUGUUCCUGUUGCCAUUCAUCACGGUUUUGAGAGAAGGUCUGGAAGCCGUUGUGUUCGUUGCCGGUGCGGGUAUUACCACGACUGGAUCUAGAGCCACGGCUUACCCAUUGCCUGUGUUUGUCGGUUUGGUUGCGGGUAUUUUUGUCGGUCUGCUGUUGUAUUACGGUGCUUCAAGGUCUUCUUUGCAGAUUUUCCUGAUCAUUUCGACCUGUAUUCUUUAUUUGAUUUCGGCAGGUCUGUUCUCCAGGGGUGCGUGGUAUUUCGAGAGCUACAUCUUCAACAAAAAGUCCGGCGGUGACGCCUCCGAAAGUGGUGAUGGUAAUGGUUCCUACAAUAUCAGAAAGGCAGUUUACCACGUCAACUGUUGUAAUCCGGAAUUGGAUAACGGUUGGGAUAUUUUCAACGCCCUAUUGGGAUGGCAAAAUACAGGCUACCUCUCAUCCAUGUUGUGCUACAACAUUUACUGGUUGGUAUUGAUGAUCGUUUUGGGUCUGAUGAUGUUUGAAGAGAAAAAGGGCCAUUUGCCAUUCUGUGAAAAAUUGAGAUUAAGAGAAUUGAACCCAAUGUACUGGAUCAAAAACAAGAAAAAGAAUGAAAUUACAGAGGAACAAAAGGCUGAAUUGUUCCGCAAAUUGAACAACUUGGAAUUCGACGGUGAGGGUAAUAUAAAACACGAUGACGAAAACUCUAGUAGCAACGACAAAGUAGUUCAAUCUUAUGAGAACACAGCUGCGAAAGUUUAA
Messenger RNA from Zygotorulaspora mrakii, 1188 nucleotides. RefSeq names its product high-affinity iron permease FTR1 (gene FTR1). Bases 1 to 1188 code for a protein of 395 amino acids. The record is from RefSeq and is a predicted model, not a curated record. Gene Ontology annotation, biological process: iron ion transmembrane transport. Gene Ontology annotation, cellular component: high-affinity iron permease complex; plasma membrane. Gene Ontology annotation, molecular function: ferrous iron transmembrane transporter activity. The transcript has a single exon. Lineage: Eukaryota; Fungi; Ascomycota; Saccharomycetes; Saccharomycetales; Saccharomycetaceae.